AUGUCUUUACCAAAAUCUGUAGUACCUCUGGAAUCCAAUCCCGAGGUUUUCACUGGAAUGGCCAAAAAAAUCGGGUUGAAAAAUGGGUUUGAAUUCUACGAUAUCUUUUCCUUAACCGAACCUGAUUUGCUUGCGUUUUUGCCUCGUCCCAUGACAGCUAUAAUACUGCUCUUUCCGUUGAAUCGGUUAUUCGAGUCUUCGAAGGAUUCUGAAAGCACUUCAGCGAAUGCAGACACCCUUCCUGUUUGGUUUCAACAGAAGGUCAGAAACGCUUGCGGAUUAUAUGCCCUAUUACAUUCGUUGUCGAACAACGCAGAUUGUCUGAUACCAGACUCGCUCCUGGGAAAAUUUCUGCAGGAGUCUGUCAACACGGACAACAAGUUUGACGACGAAACGACAGACAACUUUAUCAUUUCGCUUGGUGAUCUGUAUAGCCAGAGCUCAAGCCAGGGACAGACAGAAGCACCAGACGCCAACGACGAGGUUGACCUGCAUUUUAUAACAUUUGUCAAUCGGGCUGGAGAAGUCUACGAGCUCGAUGGAAGACGUGGCGAUGGAGCCAAGAGUUUGGGCAAGUCCUCAUCGCAGGAUUUGCUAGAAGAGCCCGUAAUCAAGAGUCGCGUGCAAUGGUACAUGGAUAAUGCAGAUGAAGACUCCAGGUUGAAAUUCUCGCUGUUAGGUUUAGGGCCGUCAUGGGAUUGA
Molecule: messenger RNA, 702 nt
Organism: Lachancea mirantina
Lineage: Eukaryota; Fungi; Ascomycota; Saccharomycetes; Saccharomycetales; Saccharomycetaceae
Source: the annotation of a GenBank genome assembly